Messenger RNA from Phyllotreta striolata, 631 nucleotides. NCBI's taxonomy places the organism in Eukaryota, Metazoa, Arthropoda, Insecta, Coleoptera, Chrysomelidae. The record is from the annotation of a GenBank genome assembly.
GAACAAAAUAACAAAAAUUAAACCAUAAUUCACAGGUGCAACAACAACCACAUGCCAGUAACCAACCAAAAUAAGGAAAAAACCAAAAAAAAAGAAACCAAAAUUAAUCGAAAAAUCGAAAAAAAAAUCUUUUAGAAAAUUUUGUACCGUCUCAAUCAAAACAGUUCGCGCUCCCACACUCUAUAAAUCAAGCCGGCUGUGUCGACGCGAAGAGCCUACUGAACAACUGAACGACGACGAGCGCGACUGAAUGAGCUUUCGCUCUGAUCGCAGAGUAUGCCCUGUAUGUGUGUUAAUCUUUUGAGGCAUGUGUGACGGCGAUUCCGCCGGUGGUUGGCCGCCGCCUCCGCCGCCGCCGCCGCCGUCGUCGUGCCGCGCGUUUGUAUUUCGCUUCGUCGACGGAUCGUCGCAGGUAUUAUACUGUCAGGGCUCUCUCGCAUUAACUAGGAAGCUGGACGCGGUGCAGUUUCCCGUUCGCAAUGCCAGCAGUGACUUUGACACGUACAGGAACCCAGUGCCCGGUAAUUUCGAAACGCUAAAUAUAUUGACUAAAUCUAAAUCGACGUUAAAUAGUGAUGAACCGGCUCACAGGGAGAAGGAAACCGCCGGCGGGAAUAUCGGUUGUCGGUAG